AUGGGAGUAAUACUUUCACUCUUUUGCAAAUGGAAUGGUGACACAGCGAUACCAGAUUUAAAUCUCGACCUUGAAAAUGCCACGCCGACACAGGCUGAAUUAACUCUUUAUGAACAUAUCUCUGAUAUUCUCCAACCCACUGAAACACUUUUGGAUUCUUUACGGCGUUAUGAAGGAUGUGGUGAUUUAAUAAGGAAAGCAAUAUCCAAUCCAACACCUGAUAAUGAAGAGGAAGCCUGGCAAGCCGUUCAACCUGUAGUUGCAAAAUUAAAAAAAUUUUUUGAAUAUUCAACUUCUUUAGUUCUCUGUGAAGGAAAUGUUAGAAAAAAUAUCGAACAGAAUCAAGCUCUCACAAAAUCAUUGGCUCAAAUACUGGACUUUGCUUUUGAAUUUGACUAUUUAAAGAUGAAAACACCAUCAAUUCAAAACGAUUUUUCUUAUUAUAGAAGGACACUGAGCAGAGGAAAACAUGCAAAUGAAACAGAUUUGAAAACGGCCAUGAUUGAGGAUGAAUUGGCAAACAAAAUUUCCUUAUUCUAUGCAUAUCCGACGCCAAUGUUGAAAACUAUUACAGAUGUAGCUUCAACCUUCGUUGAAAAGAAUAAUUUUGGAAAAAGUGUAACUGAAUGUCUAUCAGGGUUGGCUGCCGCAUGUUAUUAUGCUGUUACGAAAAGGAGAACUCAAAAGCCUGAAACGACCGCCUUUUGUUUAAGGGUGAUGGUUGCGUCUAUUAUAUUAUAUGAUCAUAUUGAUCCACAUGGAGCUUUUAAUAGACAUUCAUCUAUUAACGCAAUUCAAGCUCAUGGAUCUGAUGAAUACACAAAUCUGAUAUCUGCUCUACGUUUCAAUACCAAACAUUUGAAUGAUGAUUCCACCCCUAAAAAUGUAAAACAAUUGCUGAGCAGUCAGUGA
Molecule: messenger RNA, 912 nt
Organism: Dentiscutata erythropus
Lineage: Eukaryota; Fungi; Glomeromycota; Glomeromycetes; Diversisporales; Gigasporaceae
Source: the annotation of a GenBank genome assembly